GCGACAGAGUGAGACUGUCACAAAACAAAACAAAACUCUGAUGGAGUUGUGCAAGCAGAUUAAUGUUUUUUGUUUUGUUUUUUGAGACGGAGUCUCGCUGUGCUACCCAGGCUGGAGUGCAGUGGUGCAAUCUUGGCUCACUGCAACCUCUGCCUCCUGGGUUUAAGCGAUUCUCCUGCCUCAGCCUCUUGAGUAGCUGGGAUUACAGGUGCCCGCCACCACGCCGAGCUAAUUUUUGUAUUUUUAAUGGAGACUGGGUUUCACUAUGUUGGCCAGGCUGGUCUCGAACUCCUGACCUCAGGUUAUCCGCCCGCCUUGGCCUCCCAAAGUGUUGGGAUUACAGGCGUGAGCCACUGCUCCCAGCCUCCAUCAGUUUUUGGAUGACCAGGUAUAUUGUUAGUGAGCAGUAAUAUUUUCAAAGGAAUCUUUUUUUUCUGAGCAGUAGGUCUCAACAGUGAGCUUAAAUAGUCAACCACGCUGUAAACAGAUGUGCUGUCAUCCAAGCUUUGCUCCAUUUAUAGAGCACAGGCAGAGUAGAUUUUGUAUAAUUCUUAAGGGCCCUAGAAUUUUUGGAAUGGUAAAUGAGCAUCGGCUUCCACAGGCAUUGACUUCUUUGUAGCUAUGAAAGUCCUUGAUGGCAUCUUCUUCCAGUAAAAGUCCAUUUUGUCUGCACUGAAAUUCUGUUGUUUAAUGUAGCCAGUUGCAUCAAUUACUCUAGCUAGAUCUUCGGGAUAAAACUUGCUGCAGCUUCUACAUUAGCACUUGCUACUUCACCUUAUACUUUUAUGUUAUGGAGAUGGCUUCUUUGCUUAAACCUCAUGAACCAACUUUUCUUCUGCAGCCCCCUCACCUCUCUCAGCCUUCAUAGAAUUGAGAGUUAGGGCAUUGCUCCACAUUAGGCUUUGGCUUAAAGGAAUGUUGUGGUUGGUUUGAUCUUCUGUCUAGACCACUGAAACUUUCUUCAUAUCAGCAAUAAAGCUGUUUGCUUUCUUAUUUGUGUGUUCACUGGAGGAGCACUUUUAAUUUCCUUCAAGAACUUUUUCUUUGCAGUCACAGCUUGGGUAAGUGUUUGGUGCAAGAGGCCUAGCUCUUGGUCCAUCUCAGCUCUUUUUUUUUUUUUUGAACCGGAGUCUUGCACUGUCGCCCAGGCUGGAGUGCAAUGGUACGAUCUCAGCUGACUGCAACCUUCGCCUCCUGGGUUCAAGAGAUUCUUCUGCCUCAGCUUCCCAAGUAGCUGGGAUUACAGGCGCCCACUACCAUGCCUGGCUAAUUUUUGUAUUUUUGGUAGAGAAGGGGUUUCAUCAUGUUGGUCAGGGUGGUCUUGAACUCCUGACCUCAGGUGAUCCACCCGCCUCGGCCUCCCAAAGUGCUGGGAUUACAGGCAUGAGCCACCGCGCCCAGCCCCAUAUCAGCUUUUGAUGUGCUUUCCUCACUAAGCUUAAUCAUUUCUAGCUUUCGAUUGAUUGAGUUAGAGACAGAGUUUUGUUCUGUCACCCAGGCUGGAGUGUGGUGGCAUGAUCAUAGCUCACUGCUGCCCAAGUGAUCCUCCCACCUCAGCCUUCUGAGUAGCUAGGACCACAGGUGCAUGCCAUCAGCAGGACUGGCUAAUUUUUCUUUCUUUUCUUUUUUUUUUUUUUUUUUUUUUGGUAGAGAUAGGGGGUGUCUCUCUGUGUUGCCAAGCUGGUCUCGAACUCCUGGAUUCAUGCAGUCAGCCCUCCUUGGUGCCUCAAAGUUCUGGGAUUACAGGCGUGAGCCACCACACCUGGCCUUUAGCUUUUAAGUGAAAGAUGUGAGACUGUUCUUUUACUUGAACGCUUAGAGGCCGUUGUAGGGUUAUUAAGUGGCGUAAUUUCAGUAUUGCUGUGUCUCAGGUAAUAGGGAGGCCCGAGGUGGGAAUGGCCAGUUGGUAGAGCAGUAUCUGUGAAGCACAAUAAAGUGAAAUGCAAUAAAACAAGGUAUAGUUGUAAAAAGGAUGUCACCUCAUGACAGAGGAAGAUAUGAUCAAAAUGCAAGUCACAAAAGUGAGUGAAGAAGUUGUCGAGAUGUCCACAGAAGGAGGAUUUGGUGGUACUAGCAGCAGUGAUGCCCAGCAAAGCCUACAGUCGUUCUGGCCUCGGGUCAUGGAAGAAAUCCGGAAUUUAACAGUGAAAGACUUCCGAGUGCAGGAACUCCCACUGGCUCGUAUUAAGAAGAUUAUGAAACUGGAUGAAGAUGUGAAGAUGAUCAGUGCAGAAGCGCCUGUACUCUUUGCCAAGGCAGCCCAGAUUUUUAUCACAGAGUUGACUCUUCGAGCCUGGAUUCACACAGAAGAUAACAAGCGCCGGACUCUACAGAGAAAUGAUAUCGCCAUGGCAAUUACAAAAUUUGAUCAGUUUGAUUUUCUCAUCGAUAUUGUUCCAAGAGAUGAACUGAAACCUCCAAAGCGUCAGGAGGAGGUGCGCCAGUCUGUAACUCCUGCCGAGCCAGUCCAGUACUAUUUCACGCUGGCUCAGCAACCCACCGCUGUCCAAGUCCAGGGCCAGCAGCAAGGCCAGCAGACCACCAGCUCCACGACCACCAUCCAGCCUGGGCAGAUCAUCAUCGCACAGCCUCAGCAGGGCCAGACCACACCUGUGACAAUGCAGGUUGGAGAAGGUCAGCAGGUGCAGAUUGUCCAGGCUCAGCCACAGGGUCAAGCCCAACAGGCCCAGAGUGGCACUGGACAGACCAUGCAGGUGAUGCAGCAGAUCAUCACUAACACAGGAGAGAUCCAGCAGAUCCCGGUGCAGCUGAAUGCCGGCCAGCUGCAGUAUAUCCGCUUAGCCCAGCCUGUAUCAGGCACUCAAGUUGUGCAGGGACAGAUCCAGACACUUGCCACCAAUGCUCAACAGAUUACACAGACAGAGGUCCAGCAAGGACAGCAGCAGUUCAGCCAGUUCACAGAUGGACAGCAGCUCUACCAGAUCCAGCAAGUCACCAUGCCUGCGGGCCAGGACCUCGCCCAGCCCAUGUUCAUCCAGUCAGCCAACCAGCCCUCCGACGGGCAGGCCCCCCAGGUGACCGGCGACUGAGGGCCUGAGCUGGCAAGGCCAAGGACACCCAACACAAUUUUUGCCAUACAGCCCCAGGCAAUGGGCACAGCCUUCCUCCCCAGAGGACCCGGCCGACCUCAGCGCCUCCUGCAGGCUAGGACACUGGUGCACUACACCCCAUGCCUGGGGGCCGAGAUUCUCCAGCAGAAAGAUGCAAUAUUUUUUGUUUCCUUUUUUUCCAUUUUUUUCUCUAAGGAAUCAAUAUUUCAAUAUGUUGAGUGUGUGUCCAAUGCUAUGAAAUUAAAAUAUUAAAUAACAUAUUUAUGGCAUUUUCUUGAAGAGUGUGGUUGAAGAAAUAUUUCUCCUUUUGUUUUUCUUUUUUUUUUGUUUGUUACUGCCACUUCUUUUUAGGAGCAAAUCUCCCCAGGGGUGUACGGUAUUUCUUGACUCUGGGAACAGCUGCUACCCCCAAGACUUGCCACGUUGUUCUGCCCUCAGAUGGAAUUAGGUGAAUGUGUGUAGCUGCUUUUUCACUCGUGGUCCUCUCCCCAUCCCUUGCUCUGACCCCAGAGCUCUGUGUAUUUGCAUCCAGAGGCCAUGGAAACAUUCUUUGCAUUUAAGAGACAGAUUUAUUCCCUGUGGAGAGUGGGUGGAUUCAUUGCCACACUCUUUUCUCCCAGGGACCCAGGAAACUAGGACUUUGUGUGUUUGCUGCCCACCUCCCUUUUAUUUUUUAAAUGCAUUAAAAACUGUGCUAGUCUCCUUUGCAUGGACUUCAAGCUGCAUGAAAUGCAAUAAAUCUCAUUUUAGAUAA
Homo sapiens (human) is the source of this 3825-nucleotide messenger RNA. It is a transcript of the gene NFYC, whose product is annotated as nuclear transcription factor Y subunit gamma. NCBI's taxonomy places the organism in Eukaryota, Metazoa, Chordata, Mammalia, Primates, Hominidae. The record is from RefSeq and is a predicted model, not a curated record. The transcript is spliced from 10 exons. The coding region runs from base 1983 to 3050 and encodes 355 amino acids. Gene Ontology annotation, biological process: positive regulation of transcription by RNA polymerase II. Gene Ontology annotation, molecular function: DNA-binding transcription activator activity, RNA polymerase II-specific; DNA binding; DNA-binding transcription factor activity. Gene Ontology annotation, cellular component: transcription regulator complex; nucleus; CCAAT-binding factor complex.